ACAGAGGAAAUGAAAGCCAUUCAAAAGAAAGUAUUUGUUCGUUGGAUCAACUAUCAAAUAGCCAAGACUGAGAAUCCUGUAGCAAUUACUAAUCUAAUUAAAGACCUAAAGGAUGGCAAUAUCCUCUUAACUUUAUUAGAAUUAAACACUGGUGAAAAGAUGCCUAGAGAAACUGGAAGACUUAGGAUCAAUCAUAUGUUCAAUUGUAGUAAAGUUUUGGGUUAUUUGCAGAAGCAGAAGAUAAAAAUUAGUGUAACAAGAAAUGAUGUUCCCGACGGUAAAGUUGAUGCUAUAUUGUCUUUAGUGUGGAACAUAAUUCUUUACUUUCAGGUAUUGCGAUAUACUGUUAAAAAACAGCCAAAAGCUCCCAUAUUUAAGAAAGGAACAGGGAAGAAAGCUUUGUUGCUAUGGUGUCAGGCUGCUACGACUAAAUCAUUCUCACUGGGAGUUAUAACCAAUUUUACAACCGAUUGGAUUAAUGGCUAUGCUUUUAUGUUUAUCGUUCACAGCCUAAGACCUAAUUUAGUGAACUUAGAGCAGGAUAUAGGCGAUGAUAACAAGAAAAAUUUAGAUAAGGCAUUUACUUUACUGGAAGAGCAUUUAAAUGUCCCUAGGCUUCUUGAACCAAGUGAUGUUGAUGUCGAGCAACCGGAUGAAAAAUCGAUACUUACGUAUAUAGCUUGCAUAUACCGUAGAUAUCCG
Trichoplax adhaerens is the source of this 702-nucleotide messenger RNA. RefSeq lists its product as uncharacterized. The transcript has 7 exons. Gene Ontology annotation, biological process: nuclear migration. NCBI's taxonomy places the organism in Eukaryota, Metazoa, Placozoa, Uniplacotomia, Trichoplacea, Trichoplacidae. The annotation marks the transcript as partial. Gene Ontology annotation, molecular function: actin filament binding. The record is from RefSeq and is a predicted model, not a curated record. Gene Ontology annotation, cellular component: nuclear outer membrane; meiotic nuclear membrane microtubule tethering complex; cytoplasm.